ACAAAAACCAACCACCAGUGAGGCGAUACCGGAAGUGAUUUGGACUCAGAAUGGCUCCCAACCGCACAAUAGGGUGUCUGAAUGCAACAUACAAGCCGGAACACAAUUUGAAUGAGUCAAUUUUAUCAGAUGGUGCCACCCUGAACAUUUUAAUUGCUAUCUCAGUGAUUAGUGUUCUCUUGAUAUUUGUAAUGGCUGUUACAUGGGCAAGAAAGUAUCGCACUUUGACUUCCACAAUACGAGAGCUUCGUGGCACUGGUGGGACUCUAUUGACCGGACGUCCACCGUCCACACCUCCAGUGAGAGGCUCCCCCUCUCUACAACCGUUAUCUGAAGUAGUCGCACGUGACUCCCAGGAUCCCAUCUCAACUGACAGCCUACAUGAACGCCCCGACCGCUCAGCCGCAAGUAAGACGCACGCUGCAACGGUCACAGUACAGGGUUCUUUCUUCAAUAAGCAUGGACUGUGCAUGCAGGUGCUUCUCAAGGCGGGCAGAGAGGGAGUGUACUAUAAGGCCAAAAUGUUACGUAGUACGUGCAAGGGAUACACUAACGUAACCUGCAAAUUAAUAAAGGAAGUUGUACCAAAGAAGAAGAUCGAGAGGGAGGUGAAGAUCUUGAGGAGGUUGGGAACACACAAGAACCUGCUUCAACUGCUAGACUGGAAUAUCACUGACACUCCAUACAUAUUGAUCAUGUAGUCAGUGAACUGUGGGACCUUACGCAGCUUCCUCAAAGUCAACAAGGAGCAGCUGAAGAGAGAGACUAACCUGCAGAUCCUCCUGACCACAGCAGCGUACCACAUCGCCCAUGCCAUGCUUCACCUGAGCUCCAAACUGGUGAUCCAUGGUGACCUGGCCCUGAGGAAUAUCAUGGUUCACAGUUUCCCCUCUGAGGUGAAACUGACAGAGUUUGGCCUGGCCAGAGACCUGACCUACAUGAGGAGCCGUCGUGGGAUUCGAAAAGGCGUCGACAAGAACAAAGUGCCUUUACGCUGGUAUCCUCCUGAGUUCUUCCAACACAACACCUACAGCUUUAAAGGAGAUGUCUGGUCCUAUGGAAUUCUCCUGUGGGAGAUGGAAACGUUUGGUACCUUGCCGUAUCCAGAUAUGGACAAUUCUGAUGAAGUGAUACGCAACGUCUGCUCAGGAUACAGGAAUGUAGAUCCAGAGUUUUGCAGGCCAGAAAUAUGCCAGAUGAUGAGAUCUUGCUGGCUGGAUCCCUUCAGUCUUAGACCGUCUUUUAAAGAUAUCGUCAGGAUCCUGGAGAACAUUCUGGAGAAUGAUCAUGAUUACGUGACAGUAGAAAGCAUUGGUCAGGGCUUUUUUUCUGUGACGAGUGAUCGUUGAAUGUUUUUAUACAAGCUUGCACUUAUUUAAGUAAAAUGUACUGAUAGGCUAGAUUACCUUAAGUGCACACUUGCAAAUGCUUUCACUAAUAUAACUAUACUAUAUACUUAUGUAACUUGUUUAACUACAUGCUCUUAUGGUUCUUCCCUUUGGCACUUA
This is a messenger RNA of Hypomesus transpacificus, 1508 nucleotides long. Its product is annotated as tyrosine kinase receptor Cad96Ca-like. Gene Ontology annotation, biological process: cell surface receptor protein tyrosine kinase signaling pathway; multicellular organism development; protein phosphorylation. Gene Ontology annotation, cellular component: signaling receptor complex. Lineage: Eukaryota; Metazoa; Chordata; Actinopteri; Osmeriformes; Osmeridae. The record is from RefSeq and is a predicted model, not a curated record. Gene Ontology annotation, molecular function: ATP binding; transmembrane receptor protein tyrosine kinase activity. The transcript has 12 exons.